AUGGUGGUGACAACGGCUGUUACCGCUGUUACCACUGUCACCUUUAUCCCUACCCCUACCCCCACCGCCACCGUUGUCUUACAGAAAAAGGUUACAAGUGAAAUGUUUACCAGUCAACCAAAUCCAGCACAGGGUCCCCGGUUUCACCUUUUUUCCAGUGUGCAACUUCCGGGAACCUGUCAAGUCAACUCUAUAGGUUUGCUUAGCCUUGGAGAUCACAGAGUGUUAUUUCAGAUGAUACCAGAGCAUGUUAAGAAAACAUGGAACGAAUGGGCACUGCAGGGACUGGUUUUCGUUAGUGUUGCUUCACAAAUCCUCUUAUUUCUACUCGGAAACCUUCGGAAAUAUGAUCAAAGAACCCGAAUCAGAAUCACUCUCUGGUGUUCCUACUUACUUGCAAAUGCCGUUGCAUUAGCAGCUCUCGGUGUCAUCACCCGAACCUCCUUAGAUGUAUGCACCGAUUCUCGUUCAAGUUCACAGGACCGGAAGCUAAACACGAGCGAGCUCAUGUCGUUUUGGGCACCAUUUUUCCUUCUUCACCUUGGUGGUCCGGACAGCAUUACCGCCUACUCGUUAGAGGACAACGAGCUUUGGUUAAGACACUUGGUGGAACUCGUGUUUCAAUUAGGGGUCGCUCUCUAUAUCCUCUUGUUGUCGUGGCCAGGUUGUUCUAGGCUCCCGUUACUAAGCAUAGUGGUUUAUAUAGCCGGUGUCAUCAAGUGUUACGAACGUAUUCAGGCUCUACGGUUAGCCAACACCGAGAAUCUUCGUGACUCGAUGCUUGGUUCACCUGACCCGGGUCCGAAUUAUCCCAAAAUCGUGGAGGAGUAUCAAUGGAAAACGUCUCAAGGGUAUGUUGUGGAGAUUGAGGAAGACCAUAAUGCCCCUCGUCCAGCAAAUGAUCAUUCAUAUCCCGAAGGUGGAGGUAAGGUGAUAUCUGAAGCUUAUAAUCAAUUCCAAACAUUCAAGCGGCUUUUCGUCGAUCUCAUUCUCACGUUUGAAGAUCGAGAUAACAGUCGACCGUACUUCCGCUAUCUAAAAUCCGGGAAAGCUUUUGAGGUUGUUGAGAUUGAACUUGGAUUCGCAUACGAUUUGUUUUAUACCAAGGCAAACGUGGUCUAUACGUUUUCCGGGCUCAUACUUCGAUUCACGAGUGUUGUUCUUGCUGUUACAGUACUCGUGGGGUUCGGUUUUCUUUGUGAUAUUGACUAUUACAGACCGAUCGACAUUGGCAUAACUUACCUGUUGAUUGCAACCACGAUCCUAAUGGAAAUCUUUGCAGCUAUAACUAUGUUGCGCUCCGACUGGACCGAUCAUUGGCUGAGUCAACACAAACACACUCGUGACUUCCUCAUAUUCCCGUUCUUGAAGCAGCCAACGAAACUCCGAUGGUCCAAUACCAUCACGCAAUUAGACUUAAUAAGUCUCGCCCUUGAGGAAAAGCCCGCACGAUUCUUGAAAGUCGAAAAAUUCUUUGGGGUUGAUAAGUAUCGAGUAACGCAUCGUUAUAAGACUUACAGCAAAGUUUCUGACAAUCUAAAACAUCUGAUUUACACUCAAUUUCACGAGUUCAUGGAUUCUACCUCCGAUCCGAAAGCGUUAUGUAGUCACAAAGGUAGUUUUUCGCUCCGCAAGAAUGAGUGCGACGAGCUUCUAUGGAGUAUCACAGAAGUGGAAUUCGAUCAAAGCAUUCUUAUAUGGCAUAUUGCUACCACUCUUUGCUAUUACUUGGAUCCUGACGAUAAAGAUCAGGAUGAUCUCAUGGAUGUCUGUAUAGAAAGCAAGCACAUAUCUGACUAUCUGUUACAUCUUCUCAUGACGUACCCCAAUAUGUUGCCGAUAGGUAUCGGGAUGAUCCGGUGUCGUGACACUUGUGCCGAAGCCACACGCUUCUUCAAAGAAAAGGGAAUUAUCGAAAAGGUCGAUGCCUGCCGAAAGUUACUUGAAGUUGAUUGUACCAAAUUGUCGCCCAGUCAAGUGAAGGGAGAUAGAUCCAAAGCUGUGUUGUUUUAUGGUUGCAGACUCGCAUCAACUUUGAGAAAGAUGGGAAGAAAACGGAUGUGGAAAGUCGUGAGUCAAGUAUGGAUCGAGAUUCUAGUUUACGCUGCUACUCACUGCCGAGGGGUGCACCAUCAGCAGCAGCUUCGAAAAGGGGGCGAGUUUUUGACUCAUGUUUGGCUKUUGAUGGCUCMWUUGGGCAUCASAGAGCARUUCYAGGUGYAUCAAGGCCAUGCUCGAGCUYGGUUCAAUGUMACGUAG
This is a messenger RNA of Cynara cardunculus var. scolymus (artichoke), 2259 nucleotides long. RefSeq lists its product as uncharacterized. The record is from RefSeq and is a predicted model, not a curated record. Lineage: Eukaryota; Viridiplantae; Streptophyta; Magnoliopsida; Asterales; Asteraceae. The coding region runs from base 1 to 2259 and encodes 752 amino acids. The transcript is spliced from 4 exons.